Aureobasidium vineae is the source of this 477-nucleotide messenger RNA. NCBI's taxonomy places the organism in Eukaryota, Fungi, Ascomycota, Dothideomycetes, Dothideales, Saccotheciaceae. The record is from the annotation of a GenBank genome assembly.
AUGGCCAACCCCAACCAAGCUCCCCCUCCAGGACCCAACCCUGGUACCAUCACAGACCCCAACUCAGGUCUCAACAUUCUUGUCCGUGACAUCGAUCUCAGCGGUCCAAUGAUCAACAGCGACGGACAAGCACAGCAGCCUCCAGCCACAGACAACAUCGAAUUCCUCGCCCACCUCACCCGUAUCUUCAACAGCAAUUCCCAGUACACCACAACCCUUGGUAAACUCCACACCUCUUCUUUGCCGUUCCAGACUUUGUAUACUAAUAUCAGCUGUUCAGGCUACACUGUCAACUUCAUCGGCGGACUCCCUCAGGGAUAUGUCCUGGAGAGCCGACCUCGUGCCCACCAAUCCUCAUCCUCAAUCACCAGAACAGAUCUCUACAUUAGAGACUUUAGAUCAGUGAUACAGUUCGCCAAGCAUGUUUAUCACAUGAUGCGCAAUGAUCUCGUCAACUGCGACUGUUCUAGCUGCUAG